This is a messenger RNA of Megalopta genalis, 8566 nucleotides long. RefSeq lists its product as uncharacterized. Gene Ontology annotation, molecular function: p53 binding. Gene Ontology annotation, cellular component: nucleus. Gene Ontology annotation, biological process: regulation of apoptotic process. Lineage: Eukaryota; Metazoa; Arthropoda; Insecta; Hymenoptera; Halictidae. The record is from RefSeq and is a predicted model, not a curated record.
AGUCGCACCGCCGAGGCGAGUCGAAUCGAGUCGAGUCGAGUCGAGUCGAGACGCGAGUUGCAGCUGCAGUUGCAGUUGGUCGGAGCCAGGCCGAUUCCGCCGGUCCUCCGUCUCUCCGGGCCUCUCGUCCGCGCUCCAGUUUCUCUCCGAAGCUGGCCCGGUUGCUUUCUCCUGCAGGACCGUCCUUCUAGGCCCCGCGAGGCCUCGCGUCUGGUGAGAAUCGUCUGUGCGCGGGGUUCCAGUGAAAAUCGAUCGAUCUCUCGGCGAACGAUCCCGAAACAUGUGAUCCGUCUCGCACGAAUCUAAUUGCGGAUCGCGCGACGACCUUGGCGGAGGAGCGUGCUAUUUUCGAGUGGAAAUCCAGUGGCACACGCCUCCCGCUUCUGGCUCGCGUGAUCGUUGGAUUCGCGCUGGUGCUCGGUCGAUCGGGGGUGAAAUCGAUCGGAGCGCACGGUAGGCCGGACGAGCGAGCCCGCUCGCUCUUCAAAGAGAUAUUUUCUAAACGAGUUCCGGUGCCCGUCGUCGCGCGUGUCCCGUCCCAGCCGGCUCGGCGCGUUAAUUAACUUAUAGGAGCGAUGAUCCUCGACGAAGAAAGAGGAAAAGUCCCGCGGAGCGAUCCGGAGCGUCGGCUCCCGGGACCCGACAAAGCCGCUCGCUCUCGCGUGUUCCAGGCCAAUUAUCGUCCCCCCUCGUCCCCGGGUAAUUAGAGGGGCGGCGCGAUAAAAAUCGACGCCGGGGCUCGAUCGAGAUUCCUCGCGUCUAACCAGUCCGGUAACGGUGUUUCGCGUAAACGGAUAAGCUCUGCCCCUCUCCGGCGUCCUCGUUGCGUCGGGGUUCUCCGAAGCGGUGUGUUUCGCGACGCAGAACUGUUGGAUGGGUCUUCUGACGCACUCGACCCGACCUACUUGUCGUCCUUGCUCGCGUCAUGCUCCGGCGAGAUUUAACGACGGUUCGACGCAGUCGGACGCGAUGCCGCGGCUCUUGGUCAGUGGGUGGAGCCGGCAGUUUCCCGGUCGAGAGCUCGUGAAAGGGCCGUCUGUUCGCGAACCGAAGGUCGACGGUCGGAGGGCUCCGGCUAUUAGCCGCGAUCGGCUGUCCCUGUGAUCCCACGAGUUCGAGGAAUCCCGUGAAUACCGUGCGGCGCGGCGGGACUCCUGUAAUUAAUGAUUCCCGGCGGCUCGCGUCGGAUUAACGAGACCGUCGCGGCGCGUCUCGGCCCCCGAUCGCUUGAAAAUCUCCCGGACCAUCUGCCGGCGAGCCGCAAAGCGAACAAUAGCCUCUUGGUGGACGAUCAACCGUCCGUUGUUCCUUUCUCGCGUUCCCCGGCCGGCGGGCCCGCGUCGGCCGGCGGCCGAGUAUCGCGGUUGCCACGAAUUAAAACCGGCUAAUUCGGGCCGCGAGAAAACGGCCGAUCCGGGGACUAUUUUCGGCUCGUAACGCGACGCUUCAUUCAUAACACCGAGCCGCGUAAGCUUCGCCCGGAGACACCCGAUUAAACACCGACACCGUGGCGCGUUCCUCCGGGAUCCCGCAGAUCCUGGGCUCUUGUACGAUUCUCGACGCUAAACCCGCGGACAUGCUUGGCUCUCAACGUUGACGCGACGUAGACCAAAUCAAUUGUUACCUUUCUCGUGGAAUUCUAUGUAAACGUGUAACCGCGUGUCGAGGGCAUAUGUAAUAAUUCACUAUUUGCGGUUGCCUUAUUUUUUAAAUUUCGACUCUGCAUCAAGUCAUUCUAGACCUCUGUAUUUCUCUUCUCUUCCUCUAAUUUUACAACUAAUGCGUGGUCUCCCGUACAUAUUCAAUAAAUAAAUAUAUAAAUAUAUUAUAUUACUAUAAUUGAAUGGAUAUACGGAAUUCUUUCGAAAGUAUAAUGGAACCAUCGACGCUAAAAAUGCAUAUUACUGCCCACCGAUUAGCUGUUUCUGUCGGACACAGUCUGUCAGAACAAGAACCAAGUAGUUACGACGACAAUCGUCGCGCUGAAACAGCCUUGUAACGACGACUGGCAAAGAAAUCGUGUCUUUUUCGACAGUCCAAGUGCGAAGCAGAGAAUCGCUCCGUUCUUCUCCUAUUCCGGGUGAAAUCGAGCGAGUCGAGGCUCGAUUAGCCGCGUAAUUAGCCCCGCAGUAGGGCUCCAACGAGCAGCCGUGACGUUCGAGGAACCAUCGAGCCCCAUGAUCGAUGAUCACCAGCCGGAAAGGAUUCCGCGAGCGUCGAUUAGGAGACAGAGGCCUAAGUGCAAACGCGUGUUUCCGGGCCCGGUUGGCUACCCUUCUGGCCUUAAUCCCGGCCAGUUUCCAUGGCGGGCGAUUCAGUCGGUAAAUCAGCCGAGUCUUGAUCCGCGCGGCGCACGUUCGUCCAGGAAAUCGCUGGAUCAGGGAAGCGCGGCCCGAUUAGGGGAUCAAGCCGCUGGGACGUGCGUGGCUCGCAAUUUCGAUCUCUUUCGGUCCCGCCGGGCAUUAAAUAUUAUUAAUCGUAAUACCACGGGCUGGCUGGUGAACUCUCUCGAUAUUGUUCAGGGAAUGCGAGCGAGCGGCUGCUGCGACCUCGAAACGGGUCCAAUCGGCCGCGUCGCGUCGCGUCGAUUCGACGGGAGAGACGUCGAACUCGGCUGUUCGAUCGGCCGUUCCGCGGCUAGGCUCGCCACCUCGCGAUACCACUCGCAAUUCGACGGAGGAGAUCUUCCAUGAGACACGAUGGAGCGGUCGAGGAGCGACAGUCGCGCGAAGAGGCUGUCGACGAUCGCCGAGUACUCGGAACCCGCGAUCGACAACAAUAGCGAUCCGUCGGAGAGCCGCGGGCAGGAACCCGCUCCGAGAGACCUCGAGGAGGAGGCGCCCGUCAAGUACUUCCUCGUCGACGACUCGCCGAUGGCGAAAUUCAGCCGCAGCAUCAAAUGGAUCUACAAGAAAUUACCAGUGGGCGGGGGUGGUGCUGUGCUGGUGCUCAGCGAGCUUGAAAGCAUGGCGGCCAGGCAACAGCGGGAAAUUGCCCAGCAGAGACGGCUCCUGGAGCAGAGAGAGGCCCGUCUAGCCGUGCUUCGAGGCGCACAGGAGCCAGCACAGCAGGACAAGCUCGCCAGAUUGAGGCACAGGCUGGACCAACAACAGAGCAAGCUGAAUCGGCUGCGAUUGCUCAGAUCGCAGACCGACCAGUCGCGUGCCAACAACGCUACGCUGACCUCGGAUCUGGACUGCAUACGAGCGCUGUUCAACGAGAAGGAGAAGGAGCUGUCGCUGGCCGUGGCGAAGGUCGAGGAGCUGACGAGACAACUGGAGGAGCUGCGGGGCCGACAGAACGCUGUGGGCACCGGGACCGGAAGCGGUGGCCCAGGAGGCGUGGGUGGCGGUGGCGUCGGCGGUCCCGGCGGCGGACACCUGUCGACACCCGCCAGCGCCGAGCUCGAAAAGCUCAGGAGAGAGCUUAUGUACCGCAACAAGAUGAACGAACAGCAGAACCAAGUGGUGUCCCAGCAGCGGUUGGCCCUGGCGCAGCGGCAAGCGGAAAUGGCGUCGAUCGACGCGAGGAUAGCGCAGCUCCAGGGUCGACUUCAGCGCAAGAGAGCUCUGAACCAGCGGCUGAGUCAGCAGCUGGGCUCCGGGAACCGUGGGAACGCGAACACCGGGUUCACGGAGUCGAAGCUCGACUUCAACGCCGGCGGAAAGUCGAGGCCGGCCGGCAACAUAGCCGCGAUCGAGCCGUACUCCCACAUACCGAACGACAACGACUUCAACCUGAACAAGAACGACCCAAAGUACCAGACAUUGCCGUACAACACCAAGUUCACGGUGAACUUCAAGGCCGCCGAGGACGACGUGAACAAGAACAAGAUCCAGCACUCGGCCAGCGCAUCCCAGCUGGGCCAGAGAGUCACCUUCCAGCAGUUCGGCCACCAGAUCGCGCACAGCCAGUCUCAGUCGCAUAUCCAAGGUCAAUCGCAACUCCUCGGCUCGAACCAACAACAACACAGUCAAAACAUCGGCGGCCAGCCUGUGAACCUUCAGCAGACCUGCAACAACAACAACAACAACAACAAUAACAACAACAAUAAUAACAACAACACGAACAGCACGAACAACAACUUAAUCGGCUCGGGUCACAACUUCAGCCCGGACGGUCUGUCGCAGAACAUCCGGGUCCACCAUCAGCAGCCUCAGACACAGCAGCAACAGCAACAGCAUGGGAAUCUGCAGCAGAAGCAACACAACAUCGGCUCCUCGGCGUCCAGCCUGGGGACAACCGUGUCCAUCACGCAAACCCAGAACCAUAGGAACCUCCAGACCCACCAGAAGCCGGUGUCCAGCGUGGCGCCGAGUUUCUCGGUGAAGUCGCAGAUCUACCAGACCUCCUCGACGAAGAUACACCCGGUGAUGCCGCAGACCUUGAGCCUGAUUGGCCGCGGGCACGCGAACUCUCAGAACUUCGUCGGGCUGAGCACGCAGAACGCGAGCCAGCAGCAGCAGCCACAGCAGUCGAACCAAUCGGUGCCCAGCAAUCAGGCUUCGAACCAGGAGCAAACGUACAGCUCGAGGCACAAUUAUCCGGGCAUCCAGCACUCCGGCCAGGCCAACACCCACGUGUCCUCUUCGUCCUAUCAGGCACAGAACUCGCCGAGUUUGCCGUCGACCGUUCACACGUCGUCGAGCGGGAUGAACUUCGGCAACCAGAUCCAGAGGUACAACCAGACCCAGGGAUUGACCAGUCCAGCGUCGGGUAGCAUCGACCAGACCGAGAAGAAGUUCGACAAGGGCCAGGAGAAGUUCGAGCACAAGCAGGAUCAGAGGUACGAGCCUAAUCCCGCGUUCAAGUACGAUCCUCACCAGAUGAAGUACGACCAGCACUCGAAGUACGAGCACGGCAAGUUCGAUCAGACCAAACACGAUCAGCCGAGCAACCAGACCGGAAAGUACGAUAACGCGAAGCUCGAGGGCAAGUACGAGGCCUCGCAGGCGAAACACGAGCCGCACCAUGUCCUCAAGUACGAUCCGAAUCAGAACACUCAGCAGUACGGCAAGCACGAUCAGCACGAGGUUCGACCGUCGGUGAAGUACGAGCUGAACACGGCGUUCAAGCACGAUCCUCCGGGCAAGUACGAGCCGGGGGGGCAACAGUUCAAGCAGGAGUCGGUCAAGUUCGAGAACAAUCAGAACAAGUACGAGCAGAGUGCCGCGGUGAAGCACGAGCACAAUGGGAAGUUCGAGAUCCCAACGAAGAUGACGGACAAGCCGCCCGAGUUCGACAGGCUGAAGAGCGAGAGCGAGAGGAAGGGUCUGGCGGAGAUCCGGGGGGAGGAUAAGACCAAGCCGGCUUUGCCGCCGAAGCCUAGCAAGCCCAACCCGCCGCCAAGAUUGACCCACCAUGAAAAGGUCGACAACUCCGGAGACGAUUGUAAGAACACCAUGGGAAUCAGCCCGAGAACGGAGAAAGAGGAGGACGCGCCGCCGAUUCCGACGUCGGAGCCCCCGGAAUCGCCGACAGAGACGCCGUUCGGCAACCAUCAGAUCAUCAAAGCCCGGCCUCUGACCCUGAAGAAGGCGCCGAUCUCCGAGCAGCCGAAGCUCCGCUACGCCAAGUCGAAUGUCCACGUGUCGAUAAACCGACGGAUUGAAAUGCCACCAGCGUUCCUGUUCCCGGAAACCGAGAUCCCAGCGGACCUGAUGCAAACCGAGCAGCAGCAACAGCAGCAACAGCCCCAGCAGCAGCCGCAGAUCAUCGACACGACGGACAACUGCAAGAAGAGCAUCGAGGACGUGAUCAGCAAUGACAAGCUGGAGGAGUCGGACAUCAUCGACGCGCUGAACGUGAUCAACAUCGAGGACAAAGCGAAGGCGCAGAAGGACUCGGACAGAAGGACGGAUCUGGACGCGGACGUGAAGGGGAACGAGGUCAUGAGGAGGAAGAAGGGGAACCUGAAGUCCAGCACGGGAAAGGCGAACCUCUCGAGGAGGGUAUCCUUCGAUCCACUGGCCCUCCUGUUGGACGCCAGCCUCGAGGGUGAACUGGAGCUAGUGAAGAAGACCGCGAAGGAGGUCGCUAAUCCCAGCUCUGCCAACGACGAGGGCAUUACUGCCCUUCACAACGCCAUUUGUGCCGGUCAUCUGGAGAUCGUCAAGUUUCUUGUCGAGUUUGGCUGCGACGUCAAUGCCCAGGACAGCGACGGAUGGACGCCGCUGCAUUGCGCCGCCAGCUGCAAUAACCUGUCGAUGGUGAGGUUCUUGGUCGAGCAUGGAGCCUGCAUCUUCGCCACCACCCUCUCGGACCACGAAACUGCCGCGGAGAAGUGCGAGGAGGACGAAGAGGGCUUCGACGGCUGCUCCGAAUACUUAUACAGUGUACAAGAGAAGCUGGGCAUAAUGAACAAUGGCCAAGUGUACGCCGUGUUCGACUACGAAGCGCAGCACAGCGACGAGCUGACCCUGAAGAACGGCGACUCUCUGGUUGUGCUUCGGAAGGGCGACGACAACGAGAGGGAGUGGUGGUGGAGCAAACUGGGACACAAGGAAGGCUACGUGCCUCGGAAUUUGCUUGGCUUGUAUCCGAGGGUACAGCCGGCGAAGGUGGACUGAGCCUUGUCAGCCCGCGAUAAUCCGAUGAUUGAUCAUUACCACAGUAUUCGAUUCGCAGCUUUAUCUCGUUAAGUAUCAUAGUUGCAUCGUCGUCACAUUACCAACGUUCUAUCUUAUUUAAUCGCGUCCCAUUGUCAUCCGUAACGGGCCGAGCGAGAACAGAGACACAGAAACGCUCUCCUCGACGCGUUGUAGGUUUCAUUUCUUUUUUAUGUUUUGUAAGACAAAACCGGUUAAUGAGCCCGGAGCAUGGGGUUAUCGUAAGUUAUUCUCGUUGAAGGCGAUAUCAGGGCGUCGACCAAUAAAAGUAGUCGCGGUUUUCAGCGACAAGGAACAGGAUCGAAGAAAAAGAAAACUGCAAUUAAAUGAUAAACAAUUAGGACACACGGAGAACAUAGUCUUCUUCGUACGCGAUCGAACAAAAGAACAACGCUUCGUAUUAAUUAACACGCGCACAGUUCUAGUUACAAAAGAAGGAUUCCACUUGUGAAUUUGUCGCGUCUCGAAGCGAAUAAAGUGAUCGACUACUAAAGCUACUGAAGCUGACCCGUAAGCGCUGCCCUAUAAAAGUAACAAGAUUCAAUUUAUUCAAUAAUUUCCCACGAGAGCGUAUUUAGAAUUUAAGUAAUUGUAAUAUAAAAAAAAAAUCUGACAUCGGUUAUUUGACCAACGGUGGUAGUCUUAGUGUUGAGAGAAAGAUGUACUCGACUUGAAAAUCUCGCGAGAAUCGUUCGUCCUCGUACCCCGCGCUUUAGUCAGUUCCUUCAACGAAACAGUACAAAAGAAAAAAUAUGAAUUUCGACUCUUCCCUUAUCCCCUCCCUCUCGGCAAUUCCGCUUUUAGGUCGACGACUCCCUGAGCUGACAGUCGAAGCGUUUUACAUUUAAUACGGAUCACUUAAGCGUCAAGCGUCACGCACGUCCCGCGAGCGAAGAUCACUUGGAAAGUUCCUCCAGCGCUUACAGCAUGAAAAACGAAUCGAACGUACGGGAUCUACUGUUAAAUUAAUUGUAAGAGAAGUAUUACAGCGAACAGCAACAAUUUUUAUUUUAAUCCCGACGUUUUGUGUGUAAGCUUCCGCCUUCGAGCCACUCUGUACAUCGAUCUUUUUCCUUAUGGAAGAACUUUUCGAAUGAUCCUCUUCGGCUGCUGGGGACUUACCCUCUCCCAACUCCCCUUCAUUUUAACGCGUACUUAACAUUUGAUUUGUUUCACCUAAAUGGCUCCGUUUAGAUGAAGUCAGAUUAUUGUUGCAGAUUAUUGUUACGUUUUUCCGUCACCAGCGAAAUUUUCCAAAUCCGACUGAGGCGAUCUCGGAUUUCGAAAAUGUUCCUAACGAUGUAGAAUGUAAUCUUGCCGGUCAGGCGCUUCGGACCCCGAGAGUGAACGAAGAGAGGAUGAUGCGCGCAAUCCGGGAUCCCUAGGACCGCUCUAGGAUCCCCAUGACGAAUCAAACACGCGACUAGAAUUGUAUAAUUGAUUAUUACACUGUUCUGCAGAUUUUCACUAUUUUCUGCGCUUCGAUAAUCGAUGGAUCACUCUUGGAAAUAUUUAUCCCCACCACUUUCAAUUGUCAAGAAAUUGAAUCGUGAGAAAUCGAACUUUUUAACUUCAAAAAUUAUUUGUGCUUUCAUCGUGGAAACAGUUCACAUGUUGUACACUGUACAAUAAAUUUUUUCUAAUAUCAUAAAUGUUUAAACAUAUUUAAAUAACUCUGAACUCUUCAAUAAUGAUCUAUCGAUUAGCAGAAGUCAAAAUAGUUGUUGGACAGUGUUUAUCAGCCAGGCCAGGUUCGAAUGACUUACUGUCAGACGGGUUCUGAGCGCAUCUUGUUGUACUGUUUAAGAAUGUACAGAUGAAUGAAUGCACCAGCGCUCAGAGCAUUUCUGACGCCUACUCGUAAAUAAAGAAUGUGCCUUUCAGAAGUAAUAAUGGAUAUAUUAUGUAAGAAUGCAUGAUAUAUUAUGACGAAUAAAUUGUUUUUAAUAGAAACAAAA